UUUCUGAAAAGUUAUUACGAGUUAUUUAGGUGUUUUGACCUGCAACUAGUAAUAUGCAAAACCAUUAAUCAAAAUGACGCAAACCGUUGUCGAACUGCACUGGUUUCCGAAGUAUUCGGACCGUUUUUUGACUGUUUCCGGAUCGGAAAUCAAUCUGUACCAGGUGAAAAAUCGGGAACUGAUUGAACAUGGAAUCAAUAGCAACAUCAAUAUGAACAUCUCCAAAACCAUCACUGCCACUUUGAUUGCCUUCGAGACGCGUUAUCAAUUUAUACGUUCGGUAGCACCAUCUUACCACUCGAAUGGGGAGAUUUUGUUUGCAGCUGGCUUGCCAAACGGAAAGGUUGCACUGUGCAAUUUUGCAACCGAAAACAAUGUUGAAUUUACUCCGCGCGUUGCACGUCCCUGCACUUGCAUUGCCUGGAGCGAGCUAGAACCGAGUAUUAUCGCAAUGGGUCACGAUCGCAACCGAUCGGAUCACUGCAUUACGAUUUGGGACACGGAGAGGGGUGUGCCCAAUCAAUCUUCCAUUCUCCAAUUGAUUGGUCUUUCGGAAACCGCACAUUCUAUUUGUUGGGAUCGAACCUUUCCACAGGUUAUGAUAGCUGGAAUGAGCCAUAAAUAUAUUAAAAUGAUGGACUUUAGGCAGAACUCGGCUGUUGUAACUGUGGCCAAUGCACGUACGGUAAACGGUUUGUGCAUUGCACCCAAUGGCCGUUAUUUGGCUAGCUAUGUAGAUAAUGUCAUCAAUUUGUGGGAUCUUCGCUCGCUGGAUAAAUCCAUCAGUCAGAUGCAGAUGCAGAAAAACAUUACCCAUUUGUCCUGGUGUCCGACAAGGUCUUCGGUAUUGACUGCUUUGCAGCGUGAUUCACCAUUGAUACAUUUAACGGAUUUGCAUUGGCCUGGUUCGGAAAUGGACGGCGGAGAACCACAUUCGAUAAAGCGCUUUGUUUCCCCAUUUCCAGCGCGAAGUGGCGGCCGAAUUCCAACGAUGGGCUACAUUUCAUGGCAUCCGUACGAUUUGGAACGAAUGUUAGCUCUUUCUGGAACGGGCCUCAUUCGCGACUACCAGGUACCGCAGCGAGUGGCUAUCUCCUGGGAUAACAAUAAUAAUUUGUUCGGUAACAACGGCAAUGAGUUGCGGCAGUUUUUGACACCCUCUCCACCGACAACUCCAUCUGAUUCUUUGAACCAGUGGGAUUGCGGAAUCGAUAGCUAUGAAGAGGAUAUAGCUGAUAUGAUUCAGAAGCGUGCAUUAAAUAAUUACGGAUUGAUGGCCGAGAUUCAGAGCAACGGUGAUCUGGCUAGUAAUGCUAAUUUGAAAGGAGUUUGGCGUCUUUUGGGACACAUGAUCAAAGAGGACUGUAAGCUUGGACUGAACACUAUCCUGGGUGUUUGUAGUGCUCCCGACGGUCCAGCGAUGUCCCGCUCAGAACCUGUCAUGAUGAAAUGGGUUGAUUUUAGCAUCGGUAGUGGUUUAGUUGUGUAUAGAAGCGAACAUCGAGAUACAGCACAGUUGCUUUGCGGUUGGACAUUCGAUCGGAAAAAGGAAAGCUCUUUCCAGGCGUUCAUUGAUGAAUUGUGUGCAAACAAGGAAUUUACGAGAGCAGCUUUGAUAGUUUGCUUCCACUUUAGAAUAAACAAAGCGAUUGAAAUACUCGGAAAAGGGGCAGAGCAAGUUACGGAUCCAAGUUCGUUACUGCGAGUCGCAGCUAUUGCACUGUCUGGAUUUAGUUCGGAACGUUCCGCUUUGUGGCGCAAGCAGUGCGGAGCAGCUAGGAUGCAAAUUGAUGAUCCCUAUCUGAGAUGUAUGUUUUCGUUUUUGGCUCAUGAACAAGACGGGUUUGAGAUUGUUACUAACGAAACGGAGAUAACGCUUGGCGAUCGAAUGGCUUUUGCCUGUAAUUUUUUGUCAGAUCUUAAAUUGGCAGAUUUCAUCAAAGGGAUGGUCGCCAAUUGCAUUGAAGUUGGCGAUUUGAAUGGCCUCUUACUUACCGGAGCAACGAAUGAUGGUAUCAAGUUACUGCAAAGUCAUCUAGAUCGAACGGAAGACGUACAAACUGUUGCUUUAAUUGCAUCCCGUUUCCUCACUUCGGAUCUUCUGACCGACUACCGUGUACAGUACUGGAUUUCUACGUACAGAGACCUUCUGGACAUAUGGGGCUUGUGGGAGCAACGCGCCGAAUUGGACAUUACUUUGGGUCGCAUUCGAUCACCACCGCAAAAUUCACGCUCCGUGUUUUUGUUGUGCAAUUUUUGCGGAAAAAAUGUCUCCAUGGCACUACAGGAGGAUGCCCGCCUUAGAACGAACGCCGCUGUAAUGCACAAACUGUCGUCCUGCCCGAAUUGCCGGAAACCGCUGCCGCGGUGCGCGCUCUGCCUGCUUCACAUGGGAACAACGAUGGGAGCCAUUUCGCAGAACCACGUUGCCCAGGGACAGAUCGGCUGGCAGUCGAAACCGUUCUCCAAGUGGUUCUCCUGGUGUCAGACCUGCCGGCAUGGCGGCCACACCGAACAUCUGGCCGAGUGGUUCAACCAAAACACCGAGUGCCCAGUGACAUCGUGCCACUGCAAAUGCUACGCCAAAGAUCUUCCGAUGCCACAGUUUCCUCGCGAAAAAGACAGUCUCUCCUGAUACCAGCUAUCAACAUCAUUCUAAGCUUGGACUAGCUUGGAAAUCUGACUGUUGCGUUAGUUGGUUUGACGUGUAUUAAUGAUUAAUCAUUUUUGUGUAUAAACGUUAAAGGUUUUGGUUGUUUUUCGUUUUGUUAGUUAGCUCACCGUUAGAUUGCUAUACUUUUAUGUGUGUAAGCAGUACACGUGCUCACGUUACGUCGACAUCUACAUCGUAAAGUUUUUGUGAAU
Messenger RNA from Sabethes cyaneus, 2865 nucleotides. RefSeq names its product GATOR complex protein MIOS (gene mio). Gene Ontology annotation, molecular function: protein binding. The coding region runs from base 74 to 2635 and encodes 853 amino acids. The record is from RefSeq and is a predicted model, not a curated record. NCBI's taxonomy places the organism in Eukaryota, Metazoa, Arthropoda, Insecta, Diptera, Culicidae. Gene Ontology annotation, cellular component: cytoplasm. The transcript is spliced from 6 exons. Gene Ontology annotation, biological process: positive regulation of TORC1 signaling; cellular response to amino acid starvation.